AUGGCGCAGCCUAAUUUCCACGUGUGCAUAGUCGGCGCGGGCAUUGUUGGUCUCGCUAGUAGCAUUCUCCUUUUGCGGGAUGGCUUCGAGGUCACAUUGCUAGAGAAGGAUGGCAGCCUACAGGCAUCCAGCUCCAUCCAAACGCUCUCCGGGUUUUACAAAACCUCGGAGUAUACGACCGAAUCCAGGAGAAAUCGGUUUCGGCCGCUGCAGGACAGGUACGGUGCACCGGUGGUCGCUGUACACAGAGCCUUUUUGCGCCAGGUCUUGUACGAUGAAGCCGUAGCACGCGGGGCCAACGUGCGCCUAGGUACUGCCGUUAAGCUGGAAGCCUCCGAUCUCAAACAUGGGGUCUUGAAAAUCAGCGAGUCGGAGUCUAUCUGCGCCGAUCUUUUCAUCGGAGCUGACGGAGCAAAUUCGGCCUUGCGUGAAGCUAUCACGGGCCGCAAACUCAAGCUGAUUCCUCAUGGGUUUGUCGUGUAUCGCAUCCUGAUCGACGAGUCACUCAUUCAGGCACAACCGAGUCUUCAACAUUUCGUCGAGGAGCCGGUCAUCACCGUCUGGCUCGGCCCGAAGUCGCAGGCAAUCACUUACAGCUUGCACGGGCUGUUCAACAUUGCUUUCACGCGACCAUGGUCUGACGAGCCGUUUUACACCCCGCAAAAGGGCGACCUGGAUGAGUUCAGAGCCGAACUCAAGGCCGAGGGCUGGGCCACCGAGCUCCAGGAGCUGAUUGGGCUUGCCACGGAAUGCCACCGAUGGAUGUUCAUUGAGCCGGAAAUCGAUGAUGAGAAUACGCCGUGGGUGGAUGAAAGCGGCAGAGCGCAGGGGGCAGCCAUGGGCCUCGAGUCUGCCUCAAUAUUGGCCCACGUCCUGAACAACGCCAAGGGACACGCUCAGACUGGCGCUGCUUUGAGAGUCUACGAAGUUCUCCGUAAGGAACGCUCCGCGCGUAUCAUCAGAGCUAGCCUGAAGAAUGGGCGGCUCUGGCAACUGCCCAAUGGACCCUUGCAGCGAGAGCGCGAUCGCGAGCUGCGUAAUGAUACACCUAGUGCCGGCUUUCCGAAUCUGUUGGCAGAUCCAUUCUUUCAGGAGUGGCUGUGGGGAUUCGACGCGACAAAGGCAAUGGAUGAAGCUUCUACAUUCUAA
This is a messenger RNA of Emericellopsis cladophorae, 1149 nucleotides long. Its product is annotated as 3-hydroxybenzoate 6-hydroxylase. Gene Ontology annotation, biological process: secondary metabolite biosynthetic process. Bases 1 to 1149 code for a protein of 382 amino acids. Gene Ontology annotation, molecular function: monooxygenase activity; FAD binding. The transcript has 4 exons. Lineage: Eukaryota; Fungi; Ascomycota; Sordariomycetes; Hypocreales; Bionectriaceae. The record is from RefSeq and is a predicted model, not a curated record.